GAAAGAAUAACUUUCAGGGGCAGACUUACGUGGUCCAAUAUCCAAGGUAUCAACUUGACGUGUGAUCUUUGGCAAUCUAAGCGAACCGUGUAGAGAUUGGCCUCGAUUCGUAUACACAUAAAAACGCUCAAGUUAACGCAUGCUAGUUUCUUUCGCGAAACCGACGGAGAUUUUCCAGUAGAGAAGAAGACCUACCGAAUCUCAGUACCAAUGUUGCAGAGUCAGCGUUCUAGACGACGUUGCGAGGGCACGGCCAUGGGCGCCAUCGUUCUCGAUCUCCGGCCCGGUCAAGGCAUCGGACCUUUUUCUCUCGGGAUGCCGAUAUGCGAGGCAUUUGCUCAAAUAGAACAGCAGCCCAACAUUUACGACGUGGUUCAUGUGAAGUAUUUUGACGAGGAGCCACUUAAGCUUGAUAUUGUUAUUAGCUUCCCAGAUCACGGUUUUCACCUACGUUUUGAUCCUUGGUCUCAGAGAUUACGCCUUAUUGAAAUUUUUGAUAUCAAACGGCUUCAAAUGCGCUACGCGACUUCUUUGAUUGGGGGUCCAUCAACUCUUGCUACUUUUGUAGCUGUAUAUGCGCUUUUUGGACCAACUUUUCCUGGAAUUUAUGACAAAGACAGAAGUGUUUAUACACUGUUCUACCCAGGGUUGUCCUUUGCUUUUCCCAUUCCCAGCCAGUAUGCAGAUUGCUGCCAUGACAGAGAAGCCGAGUUGCCGUUAGAGUUUCCAGAUGGCACUACACCAGUUACUUGUCGUGUGUCUAUAUAUGACAGUUCUCCAGACAAGAAAGUUGGUGUUGGAUCAGUAAUGGAUAAGGCUAUUGCUCCUCCAAUGCCUCCUGGAAGCCUGUACAUGGAAGAGGUGCAUGCUAAGCUUGGGGAGGGGUUAUGCUUUACUGUUGGGGGCCAGCAUAUUCCUUUUGGUGCAUCACCACAGGAUGUGUGGACUGAACUAGGCCGCCCUUGUGGAAUCCAUCAAAAGCAGGUAGACCAAAUGGUGAUUCACUCAGCCUCAGACCCUAGGCCACGGACAACGCUCUGUGGCGAUUACUUCUACAACUACUUUACUCGUGGUUUGGACAUUUUAUUUGAUGGCCAGACCCAUAGAAUUAGAAAGUUUGUUCUACAUACAAACUAUCCUGGUCAUGCUGAUUUCAAUUCAUAUGUGAAGUGCAAUUUUAUUGUCCUUGGUUCCGAAUUUGAGGGUACAGACGCACAUAGCUAUAAGAACAAGAUUACUCCCAGCACUAAAUGGGAGCAGGUGAAGGAGAUCCUUGGAGAUUGUGGUAGAGCAGCUAUACAGACACAAGGGUCAACUAACAAUCCUUUCGGAUCCACUUUUGUGUAUGGCUAUCAAAAUAUUGCAUUUGAGGUGAUGAAGAAUGGCUAUAUUGCAACUGUAACUCUUUUUCAAUCAUGAUAAAUAUUACUUCCCCCGGUAUGCUUCUCCUGCGUAACCCCAUUUACUAGUAGUGCUGUGUGUGCUGUGCUAUUUUAGACUUCUACUUGUCCAACUACUAGCACUAGAGCCUUGAAUUUAGGCUUUCUAAAUUGCUGUCGGUCAAUAUGGUUGAUGAUUUGAUUUUUCUUUAGGUUUGUCCCAUCUGGUUGAUGUCAAUUCACAAUAAAAGGGCGGUGCAUUUGUAUGGUCGUGUCUAAACCCAAAUAAGUCAAAUUAGGGGAAAAAGUGUCACCAUUGUACAGCUAUGUGUAUUAAUUUGUACAGUUAUUCUUAAUUGUAAUUACUACGUGGCUUCUUUAGUUUACUUUUAUAGAAUUGAAACAAUGUACUUUGUUCUCAAGUUGUUUUUUUUUUUUUUAAGCUUUAAGACUACUUUGUCCAUUCCUGCAA
Pistacia vera is the source of this 1851-nucleotide messenger RNA. Its product is annotated as UPF0183 protein At3g51130-like. The transcript is spliced from 14 exons. The coding region runs from base 211 to 1419 and encodes 402 amino acids. The record is from RefSeq and is a predicted model, not a curated record. NCBI's taxonomy places the organism in Eukaryota, Viridiplantae, Streptophyta, Magnoliopsida, Sapindales, Anacardiaceae.